UCUGCUUCAGAGCGGAUUCGACCGCCAAGUAAGUUACAUUUUGCCAUGUCACGAUAAAGAAGUUUGAGACAGUUUAUUUAUAGAAAACUGGAUUGGCGUAGGCACAGAAACAUAUGCCGCUGGAUAUAUGAUCUGAAAUGAGAGCCUGUCGUGUUGUUUGAACGUAUUUCCCUGUGAUUUUUGAGCCGCUGUUAUUACUGUAUAGCUAAUGUUACACAGUGAAGCCAGUAGCCUCAUGUUUUCCUCAAGCCAGGAGGAGCACUGCGCCCCGUCCAAAGACCCGGUGAAAUACGGGGAGCUGGUGGUUCUUGGGUACAAUGGCUCUCUGCCCAAUGGAGACCGGGGUAGACGGAAAAGCAGAUUUGCACUGUACAGGAGGACCAAAGCCAACGGUGUGAAGCCGAGCACCGUGCACAUCCUCAACACACCCCAGGCAAGCAAGGCUGUGAACUGUAAAGGCCAACACAGCAUCUCCUACACGCUGUCCAGGAACCACACGGUAGUGGUGGAGUACUGCCAUGACAAAGACACAGACAUGUUUCAAAUUGGGCGAUCCACUGAGAGUCCCAUAGACUUCGUGGUGACUGACACAGUAGCAGGCGGCCAGGAGGGGGAGGAGACCCCCAUAACACAGAGCACCAUCUCACGCUUUGCCUGCAGGGUCGUCUGCGAGCGCGUCCCACCUUUCACCGCUCGCAUCUACGCUGCUGGUUUCGAUUCUUCCAAAAACAUCUUCCUUGGGGAAAAAGCUGCAAAAUGGAAGAACCCGGACGGUCAUAUGGACGGACUGACGACCAAUGGCGUGCUUGUAAUGCACCCCAGGGGGGGUUUCACAGAGGAGUCCAAGCCUGGCGUGUGGAGAGAGAUCUCUGUUUGUGGCGACGUUUACACUCUGAGAGAGACCCGCUCGGCGCAGACUCCAGGCAAACUGGUGGAGCAUGAGAGCAACAUCCUGCAGGACGGCUCCCUGGUGGAUCUAUGCGGGGCCACUCUGCUGUGGCGUACUGCAGAAGGCCUCUUUCACACUCCCACUCAAAAGCAUCUGGAGGCCCUCAGGCAGGAGAUCAACGCGGGGCGCCCCCAGUGCCCUGUAGGUCUGAACACCCUCGCCUUCCCCAGCAUGCAACGCAGCCGCGCCCUCUCCUCUCUGGAGGAAAAACAGCCCUGGGUCUACUUGGCUUGCGGCCACGUGCAUGGCUACCACAACUGGGGCCACCGCUCAGAACAGGAGCCCAACGCUCAGCGAGAGUGUCCCAUGUGCCGGGUGGUCGGGCCCUACGUGCCGCUGUGGCUGGGCUGCGAGCCGGCCUUCUACGUGGACACAGGGGCCCCGACCCACGCCUUCGUGCCGUGCGGACACGUGUGUUCUGAGAAAUCAGUGAAAUACUGGGCGGAGAUCCCGCUGCCCCACGGCACCCACGCCUUCCACGCCGCCUGCCCCUUCUGUGCCACCCAGCUGGGCCUCACUCAGGGCUUUGCUAAGCUAAUCUUCCAGGGCCCCGUGGACUGAGCCCAAGGGUCCUGCUCCGGCAGAGAAGAUCAGACAGGAAUGCCAACAUGCUGUGAAACUGUUGAAAUUAUUUUGUGCUUUCUUUGGUUCAUGUAAGCCAGCUGCUGAAAGACUUCUGGUCAUAUACCGUGGAUCCUGCACCACAGAGAGCUGGGACAGAUUGCUCAGGGCCACUGUGACAAACAGGGACGUGGAGCACACUGGACCACGCGCUGCUCCCCCAGGAUAGAAUACCAUUUCACCUGAGACUGCUUUAAAGACGAUUGUUUUAUAACAUCACUGCUGGUUUCCAUCGGACGGCCUUUAAAUUAAGGUCGUAGAAGGAAUGAUUUUAUUUUAUUCACCAGACGGACCCUGAUAACAUAUUUAGGUCUGUUGUGUGAUAGAAAGGUGGGAGGGUUUCUUGUUCAAUUCCUGGUGGGUCUGAGGUUUUUAGAGAGCCAGACAGCUGGACUGUUGGCUGGGAGAGAGCUGAGAGAAUCUAAAGGCGAUCUGGUUAAGCGCUCCCCAUCGCCCUGCCGGCCCUGACCCCUUAAAGGCAUCUCGAUCACGUAGCUCUCUUGGCUUCCAUUUGCUGAACAAACCUUAAGGAGGCGGGGGGGAAAUACUUUUUGUGUACAGAGAUAUAAUCCAGUGCCUCAAAUCCCACCAAACCGUGGGACUAUUUUUAAUAAAUGAGAGAAGAUAUUUUGUCGAAGGCAAAGGGAGAGAUAGUUUUUGCAUACAUAGGGAGCCCACAUGGAUUCUUCAACACGUUUUUACCACAGAAGAGCUAUUUUACUACACUGAGGCCCUUGUACUGUUUUGUAAUGCAAAUGUUAAUAUAUUUUUCUCCUGCAUAAAUGAUGUGUGAGUGUGUGUGUGCCUGCGUGUGUGAUUGUGUGUGCGGGUUGGACUGUGUGGGCAUCAUUUCACCCCAAUCCCCCUUUUUUAUGAGCUCGCCCACAACCCAAAACACUACCAGAGAGAAUACAGGAGUCGAACCCACCUCGAAAGGGUUUGAUAAUGAAUGUACGAAUAACUCUACUCGCUGGUGGUGCUUCAAUUCUACACCGUGCUUUCUCUAUGGCUCUGCUUUUAAAGGCCUAUUCGCAGUAAAAGACAACAAACUACCACAUGCAUCCACCUAGCUCGUUGACUAGCUGUGCCCCACACACAUGUACUGUAUUCUAACUGCACUGUUGUUAGCUUUAUCCCACGCUGGGUCUGAUUCAAUGAUUUUGUACGCUGUCAAACCUGGGCACAGUCUCAGCAGCAUUCAGAGAUUAUACCAAAUAUAAGGAGUUGUUUUUUUUGUUUCCACACGCAAGAUGUAACGACCAGUCUCUCCGAUCCAAAGUGUUUCUGUAAACAGUCCUAAACCCAAACUGCUGCUAUCGUGGAGUGUUGACAGCUCUGGAUUACAGUCGAGGCUGUUCAGCUGCUCACAACCAGCUCCGUGGGAAUAAUGAUAUUAUCGCACACCAUGCCAAAAUUGGUCAUUUCUAUUGUGUGUGGAUGAGGUGUCCAAAAGAAGUAGCAGAUGAAUUGAAACUGAAGAAUCUGGGACAAAUCUGCAUUCUUCUGCGAUGUUAGCUUACCAGACUGUGCCCAUAUGUAGAGUGAAUGCAUUAACUGUGGUUGAUCAAAGACAAUAUUGAGCAUUAAAUGUAUGAGUUGAUCGUAACAUUUUUUAAUAUAGCAUUCAAAUUUGUUUUGGACGCGUUAUGAAUCCAGUUUAAGGGCUCAUGACUUUCCUUACAAAGAGAAACAUACCUAGCAUUCUUACAAACGUCAGCAGCAUUACGCUCCUUGCAUACCACAUUUGUGAAUUCAGAUUUUAUGUAACUGCCGAGCAGGGUCAAGUAAGCCACAUAUUGUACGGUUGCAUUCCUCUCCAACACUUUCAGCUCUAACACUGUGCCCGUUGCUUAAGACCGUGUUCUGUAACAGCUGCAGAGUAGCUGCCUCAAACAUUCCUCCUCGGUAAACAUGGGUGGGGCCCUCAGUUCACCCAAGGGCUUGUUCUGUGAUUCUGUCUCACACAGGAACUCUGUACACAAGCCAUAGAACGCACUGAUGCUCCCAAUGCCUCCUUUGCAAAGAAUAAAAUAUUUUUAAAAAGA
This is a messenger RNA of Eleginops maclovinus (Patagonian blennie), 3615 nucleotides long. It is a transcript of the gene peli2, whose product is annotated as pellino E3 ubiquitin protein ligase family member 2. The record is from RefSeq and is a predicted model, not a curated record. Gene Ontology annotation, biological process: protein polyubiquitination; regulation of Toll signaling pathway. Lineage: Eukaryota; Metazoa; Chordata; Actinopteri; Perciformes; Eleginopidae. Gene Ontology annotation, molecular function: protein binding; ubiquitin protein ligase activity.